Closterium sp. Naga37s-1 is the source of this 3855-nucleotide messenger RNA. The record is from the annotation of a GenBank genome assembly. Lineage: Eukaryota; Viridiplantae; Streptophyta; Zygnematophyceae; Desmidiales; Closteriaceae.
AUGGUGGAAAUGAAUACAGAAGCGCUGACCAACAGUCACAUCAGCCUCUUCAUUCUCUGUGUCCUCACUCUGGCAUCACCUCCUCUCCCCCUACCUUCAUAUCAGCACCUCCAUUCCCCCUCUCACUUCCCUUUCCUUCCCCCCCUGUCGUCUCAACCGUCCCCCACUCGCAGCACCUCGCUUCCCCAUCUCACAUCGUUGCAUUGCCCCUGCCAGCCCUUCCCUCAUCCGACACCGCAUUUUUCCUCCCGCACCACCCUUCCCGCCUCCCUUCCCCCUCUCCCGCCUCCCUUCCCCUUCUCACAGCACCUCCUCACCCUUCCAAGGGGUCACUUCCACCCGGCCCGGGGUCAUCAACUCCCUUCCACCUUCCUAUGCACUUUUCUCACCUCAGUUUACCCCUCUGACAGCACCUCUUGCCCCCCGAGCCAGCACCUUCUCUCCCGUCUCUCAGCACUUCCCUUCCCCCUCCGACCUCACCCUCAUUUCCCCCUCCCCUCACCUCCCAUCCCACCUCUGACCUUACCUCUAUUGCCCCUUCCAUCACCUAUCUUCCAUCACUCACCUCCGCUCCCUUCCCCCUCCCAAAGCACUAAUCCUUCCCCUCUAACCUCACCUCCCUUCCUCCUCUCAUCUCUCCUCCCUCCCACCCUCCAUAAGCACCACCUCCCUAACCCACCCCAACACCGCCUAACUCCCCCCGGCCAGCACCGCCCUUCCCCACCUCGCAGCACCUCCCUUCCCCAUCUCGCAGAACCUCCCUUCCCCCUCUCAUACACCUCCCUUCCCCUCUCACAGGACCUCUGUCCUCUCCUCCUUCCCCCUCUCAGUGCACCUUCUCCCCCCCUCUGUCCUCUCCUCCUUCCCCCUCUCAGUGCACAUUCUCCCCCCCCUCUGUCCUCUCCUCCUUCCCCCUCUCAGUGCACAGUCUCCCCAUCUCUGUCCUCUCCUCAUCCCCCCUCUAAGUGCACUUUCUCCCCACCUCUGUCCUCUCCUCCUCCCCCCUCUCAACGCACCCUCUCCCCCCCCCCUGUCCUCUCCACCUUCCCCCUCUCAGUGCACCUUCUCCCCCACCUCUGCCCUCUCCUUCUUUCCCCUAUCGGAGCACCUUCCUUCCCCCCUCUGUCGUCGCACAUUCUUUCCCCCCUCUGUCCUCGCCCUCUGUCCCCUAUCGGAGCACCUACCAUCCCCCCUCUGCCCUCUCCUUCUUUCCCCUAUUGGAGCAACUUCCUUCCCCCCUCUGUCCUCGCCUUCUCCCCCCCUCUGUCCUCUCAUCCUUCCCCCUCUCAGUGCACCUUCUCCCCAUCUCUGUCCUCUCCUCAUUCCCCAUCUAAGUGCACUUUCUCCCCACCUCUGUCCUCUCCUCCUUCCCCCUCUCAACGCACCUUCCCCCCCCCUCCGUCCUCUCCGCCUUCCCCCUCUCAGAGCAGGCGCUAUACGCGUGUGUGGGUGUUUUGCGCGCGGCAGUUUUGUAGGCGCGUGGUGCCUACUGACGUGGUUGCGCUUUUGAGAAAGGGGGUUCGUUGCAUUACUGUGGUUUGGGCGCUGAUGUUUAGUAGGCUCAUGGCUAAUGCUGCCGGUGCGCGCGCAUAUGCCUCGGUGGCGCGUGAAAUUACAGUCGCAUGCGCGCUGAUGCUAAAGAGGCGCCAGAUGCCUACAGCGGGGCGCACUCAGCUGCUUGCGGUGUGCGCGCUGCUUACAGCUGGGUGCGCGACCCUUAGGGGGAGGUGUCCGCGCGCUCACCGGCAGCCUACACGCCUUUCACGCGUCACUCAUUUGGCCUAUUUCCUUACGGCGAGCACCUCCCUUCCCCCUCUAACAGCAACUCCCAACCCUACUCACACAUCACCUCUUUCACCCUCUCACAGCACCUCCUUUCACCCUCUCACAGCACCUCCCUUCCCCCACCCUCCUCACAUCGCUUCCCCCACCCAUUCCCCCUCUCACAGCACCUCCCUUCCCCCACCCAUCUCACCUCCCUUCCCCCUCUCUAGUAGAACCUCCCUUCCCCCUCUAACAGCACCUCCCUUCCCCCACCCACAGCAUCUCCCUUCCCCCUCUCACAGCUCCUACCUUCCCCCACCCACAGCAUCUCCCUUCCCCCACCCACAGCAUCUCCCUUCCCCCUCUCACAGCUCCUCCCUUCCGCCACCCACAGCAUCUCCCUUCCCCCUCUCACAGCUCCUACCUUCCCCCUCUCACAGCUCCUCCCUUCCCCCUCUCACAGCACCUCCCUUCCCCCUCUCACAGCUCCUACCUUCCCCCACCCACAGCAUCUCCCUUCCCCCACCCACAGCAUCUCCCUUCCCCCUCUCACAGCUCCUCCCUUCCCCCACCCACAGCAUCUCCCUUCCCCCUCUCACAGCUCCUACCUUCCCCUUCUCACAGCUCCUCCCUUCCCCCUCUCACAGCUCCUCCCUUCCCCCUCUCACAGCUCCUCCCUUCCCCAUCUCACAGCACCUCCCUUCCCCCACCCACAGCAUCUCCCUUCCCCCACCCACAGCAUCUCCCUUCCCCCUCUCACAGCUCCUCCCUUCCCCCACCCACAGCAUCUCCCUUCCCCCUCUCACAGCUCCUACCUUCCCCUUCUCACAGCUCCUCCCUUCCCCCUCUCACAGCUCCUACCUUCCCCCUCUCACAGCUCCUCCCUUCCCCAUCUCACAGCACCUCCCUUCCCCCACCCACAGCAUCUCCCUUUCCCCACCCACAGCAUCUCCCUUCCCCUUUUCACAGCUCCUCCCUUCCCCCUCUCACAGCACCUCCCUUCCCCCUCUCACAGCUCCUACCUUCCCCCUCUCACAGCUCCUCCCUUCCCCAUCUCACAGCACCUCCCUUCCGCCACCCACAGCAUCUCCCUCCCCCCACCCACAGCAUCUCCCUUCCCCCUCUCACAGCUCCUACCUUCCCCCUCUCACAGCUCCUCCCUUCCCCCUCUCACAGCUCCUCCCUUCCCCCUCUCACAGCACCUUCCUUCCCCCACCCACAGCAUCUCCCUUCCCCCACCCACAGCAUCUCCCUUCCCCCUCUCACAGCUCCUCCCUUCCCCCACCCACAGCAUCUCCCUUCCCCCUCUCACAGCUCCUACCUUCCCCCUCUCACAGCUCCUCCCUUCCCCAUCUCACAGCACCUCCCUUCCGCCACCCACAGCAUCUCCCUUCCCCCACCCACAGCAUCUCCCUUCCCCCUCUCACAGCUCCUCCCUUCCCCCUCUCACAGCACCUCCCUUCCCCCACCCACAGCAUCUCCCUUCCCCCGCUCACAGCUCCUACCUUCCCCCUCUCACAGCUCCUCCCUUCUCACUCUCACAGCACCUCCCUUCCUCCAUUCCGCCUCUCAUUCCGCCUCCCACGCGGCCUCUCCUUCCGCCUCUCCUUCCGCAUCUCAAGCCGCCUCUCAUUUCGCCUCUCAUUUCGCUUCUCAUUCCGCCUUCAAUUCCGCCUCUCAUUCCGCCUUCUAUUCCGCCUCUCAUUCCGCCUUCUAUUCCGCCUCUCAGUACGCCUCUCGUUACGCCUUUCAUUUCGUCUCUCAUUCCGCAUCUCAUUCCGCCUCUCCUUCCGCCUCUCAUUCCCCCUCUCACGUAUCUCUCAUUCCGCCUCUCUUUCCGCCUCUCAUUCCGCCUCUCAUUCCCCCUCUCAUUCCGCCUCUCAUUCCGACUCGCAGGCCGACUCUAAUUCCGCAUUUCAGAAAGCCUCGCAUUCCGCCUCUAAUUCCGCCUCUACUUCCGCAUCUCACGUCGCCUCUCAUUCCGCCUCUCAUUCCGCCUCUCACGCCGUCUCUCAUUACGCCUGUCAUUACGCCUCUCAUUACUCCUUUCAUUUCGCCUCCCAUUACGCCCACCAAUACGCCUCUCAUUAG